AUGGAUACUGGCUCCGACUCAGCAGUAUGGUCUGUGGAUGGUUCUAAAUGCAAAAAGUUCUCUUCUCAGCAAAUUUUCAAUGCCAUUAGAAGAACCUCGCCUCAAAAAAGCUGGGCUCCCUUAGUAUGGCAUAAGGCUUCUAUUCCUAGGCAUUCCAAUACAACUUGGUUAUUCAUCUUGAAUCGUAAUCCAACCUUCGACCGUCUGAUCUCCUGGAAUAUUGACAUUGACCCUGCUUGUUUGCUAUGUGGUGAUGGUGAAGAAUCCCGUAAUCAUCUCUUCUUUGAAUGCUCCUUCUCAUUGGUGGUGUGGAGAUCUUUGUUGCAUAGGUUUCACUUAUCUUCAGUACCUUCUCGAUGGGCAGAUAUCCUACUCUGGCUUCCCAAUGCUCAUCCGGAUUCCAUGGUCAGAUUAGCUAUUCUCCAAGUGUGGCAGGCUGCAAUUUAUGAGCUCUGGAAAGAGAGGAACAGGAGGGUACAUGAUGGGCUGACUUUGCCGCCAAUCAGGAUCAUGAGAUACAUAUCCUCUUCUCUCAGGGACAAAUGCUCUGCUCUGCUUUCCCUAAGUCAUCCCUUAGGUCCUCGCCUAGCUCAGUUCUGGUUUGAUCCUCCAUAA
This is a messenger RNA of Brassica napus (rape), 615 nucleotides long. RefSeq lists its product as uncharacterized. The record is from RefSeq and is a predicted model, not a curated record. The transcript has a single exon. The coding region runs from base 1 to 615 and encodes 204 amino acids. NCBI's taxonomy places the organism in Eukaryota, Viridiplantae, Streptophyta, Magnoliopsida, Brassicales, Brassicaceae.